AUGCUCUGCGUCCCCGGUUGCCUUCUUGCGGCCACUGCGCUGCCCGCCCCGCCCCGCUCCCGGGGCCGCGCGCCCCGCCUCCCCGGGAGCCCUGAGCCGCCCUCCCGCGCCUCCUCGGCGGGGCGACUGAUGAAACCUAGCGUGCUCCGGGGCCGCAGGGUGUUCUUUAGGCGGGGGAGGAUGCCGCCGGCCGCGUGCGGGCUCCUGGCGGGGCCAGAGCCGCGCUCCCGUGGGGCCCGUCGUGGGCCUCAGCCUGCCCGGGCCGAGGCUGCCGCGCGAAGCCCCAAACGGCCCGCUCCGGGCUCGCGGCGCCGCGAGGUGGCCGGCCGGUGGGCCCUGCUGGCCCUGGUGACGCUCCUGUCCUUCGCCACCCGCUUCCACCGACUGGACGUGCCGCCGCACAUCUGUUGGGAUGAGACACACUUUGGAAAGAUGGGCAGUUACUACAUCAACCGCACCUUUUUCUUUGAUGUGCACCCGCCUCUGGGAAAGAUGCUGAUAGGCCUUGCUGGCUACCUGAGUGGAUAUGAUGGUACCUUUUUGUUCCAGAAGCCUGGGGACAAAUAUGAACAUCACAGCUACUUGGGAAUGAGAGGAUUCUGUGCAUUCCUCGGUUCCUGGCUGAUCCCCUUUGCCUACCUCACCGUGUUGAACCUGUCCAAGUCCCUGCCAGCAGCGCUGCUCACCGCUGCCCUCCUCACCUUUGACACAGGAUGCCUUACUCUGUCCCAGUACAUCCUCCUCGACCCUAUCCUGAUGUUCUUCAUCAUGGCUGCCAUGCUGAGCAUGGUCAAGUACAACUCUUGUGCCGACAGGCCCUUCUCUGCCCCCUGGUGGUUCUGGCUGAGCCUGACAGGCAUCAGUCUCGCUGGUGCUUUGGGGGUUAAGUUUGUUGGCCUCUUUAUCAUCCUGCACGUGGGGUUGAACACUGUUUCAGAACUCUGGGACCUGCUUGGAGACCUCCGUCUUUCGUUGGUGACUGUGGGAAAGCACCUGACUGCUCGUAUCCUGUGCCUCAUUGUGCUGCCCCUGGCUCUCUACACGGCCACUUUUGCUGUUCACUUCAUGGUGCUGAAUAAAAGUGGCCCUGGUGAUGGUUUCUUCAGCUCUGCCUUCCAGGCCCGGCUUUCAGGAAACAACCUUCACAAUGCUUCCAUCCCAGAACACCUGGCCUACGGCUCUGUGAUCACUGUGAAGAACCUCCGGAUGGCCAUCGGCUACCUGCACUCCCACAGGCACCUCUACCCCGAGGGCAUCGGUGCUCGCCAGCAGCAGGUCACCACCUAUCUGCACAAGGACUACAACAACCUGUGGAUUAUCAAGAAACAUAACACAGACUCAGAUCCCCGAGACCCUUCCUUCCCAGUGGAGUUUGUAAGACAUGGAGACAUCAUUCGACUGGAACACAAAGAGACUUCCCGGAACUUACACAGUCACUACCAUGAGGCUCCCCUGACCCGGAAGCACUAUCAGGUCACUGGCUAUGGCAUAAAUGGGACAGGAGACUCAAAUGACUUCUGGAGGAUUGAAGUUGUGAACAGAAACUUUGGAAACCGGAUCAAAGUGCUGAGAAGUCGAAUUCGCCUCAUCCAUCUGGUCACAGGGUGUGUUCUGGGCUCCUCAGGAAAGGUUCUGCCUAAGUGGGGCUGGGAGCAGCUGGAAGUGACUUGCACUCCAUACCUCAAAGAAACCCUCAACUCCAUCUGGAAUAUAGAGGACCACAUCAACCCCAAGUUGCCAAACAUCAGCCUGGAGGUGCUACAGCCCAGCUUCCCUGAGAUCUUGCUGGAGUCGCACAUGGUCAUGAUCCGGGGGAACAAUGGCCUCAAACCCAAGGACAAUGAGUUCACGUCCAAACCCUGGCACUGGCCUAUCAACUAUCAGGGCCUGCGUUUCUCGGGCAUCAAUGACACAGACUUCCGAGUCUAUCUGCUUGGCAACCCGGUGGUUUGGUGGCUGAACCUGCUGAGCGUUGCCCUCUACCUUCUCUCAGGGAGCGUCGUGGCUGUGGCUGUGCAGAGGGGGGCGCAGCUGCCCACGGAGGUUGCAGGGCUGUCCCAGGUCCUGCUGCGAGGAGGCGGCCAAGCCCUACUUGGCUGGGUGCUCCACUACGUCCCGUUCUUCCUGAUGGGCCGGAUUCUCUACUUCCACCACUACUUCCCUGCCAUGCUCUUCUCCAGCAUGCUGACAGGCAUACUGUGGGACACACUGCUGAGGCUGUGUGCCUGGGGCCUGGCCUCCCCCUCCCUGGCCAGGGCUGUCCACGUGGUGGGGAUCCUAAGCCUGCUGCUGGGAACGGCCUACAGCUUCUACCUCUUCCACCCCUUGGCCUAUGGGAUGGUCGGUCCCCUGGCUCAGGACCCCCAAAGUCCAAUGGCAGGACUGCGGUGGCUGGAAUCGUGGGACUUUUGAGGCCACUGAAGGACUUCAUCCUGGGCCCAGGAACUGCCUGGAACAGCCAGCUGUGGAGCCAGCUUCUGGACCCUUCCAGCUGUGGAGGAACCUGCCCAAGGAUCCUGGAGAGUUCUGCUGCUGCCAGGACUAAACUCUGGGAGCACCCCAGAAUUAACCCCAGCUUCAGAGCCACAGCUGUCAGAGCUGCAGCUGCA
Carlito syrichta (Philippine tarsier) is the source of this 2609-nucleotide messenger RNA. RefSeq names its product protein O-mannosyltransferase 2 (gene POMT2). The transcript has 21 exons. The record is from RefSeq and is a predicted model, not a curated record. Gene Ontology annotation, molecular function: dolichyl-phosphate-mannose-protein mannosyltransferase activity. Gene Ontology annotation, cellular component: endoplasmic reticulum; membrane. Gene Ontology annotation, biological process: protein O-linked glycosylation via mannose; phosphoenolpyruvate-dependent sugar phosphotransferase system. The coding region runs from base 1 to 2412 and encodes 803 amino acids. NCBI's taxonomy places the organism in Eukaryota, Metazoa, Chordata, Mammalia, Primates, Tarsiidae.